Messenger RNA from Durotheca rogersii, 1650 nucleotides. Its product is annotated as putative Ran exchange factor Prp20/Pim1. NCBI's taxonomy places the organism in Eukaryota, Fungi, Ascomycota, Sordariomycetes, Xylariales, Xylariaceae. Gene Ontology annotation, cellular component: cytoplasm. The record is from RefSeq and is a predicted model, not a curated record. Gene Ontology annotation, molecular function: guanyl-nucleotide exchange factor activity. Bases 1 to 1650 code for a protein of 549 amino acids. The transcript has 3 exons.
AUGCCUUCACGUAAAUCGACCACGACGUCUGCCCCUCUUCCAAAGCAGAAGAAAGGAGGAAGAGCAACGAUUAGGGGUGUUUCUCCUGCAUUAGCCCCAAGAACGCGCAAAAUCAAGGAUCCAGAACACGGUUCAACCCCGACUUCGAGGGACAUCGCCCAACCAGUCAGGAAGACUACCCAAAAUAAGUCUACCGGCGGUGCAAUUGACUCCGAGAAGAAAAAUGAUGCAAGAUCUGCGGCUUCUUUGCGGACUAAUAAACGCAAGCGUUCCCUAGAAAUAGAAAAGGUCGACCAACUCACCACCACACCUCUUGACGUCUCGAAAAGGGUCAAGACCGGCCCGAUUACAUCGAGACCCCUCCUCAAGGAUGAGCAAUCGACCGAGUCCCAGCUUCCUAUCAUCAACAAAGUUCCUAUCGAAAAGCUCAUAGUCCUCGUCUUUGGCGGUGGCGAUGCUGGCGAGCUCGGCCUGGGCUCGAAGCAGACAGAGGCCCUGCGCCCGUCCAAGAACCCGCUCUUAGACGUCGAUAAUCCAUCUGCCUUGCCUUCCACGUCGUUCAACUUGCCUGCGGAGGCAUGCAUACAGAAUUCGCAAUGGGAUGGCAAGUUGCGCGAUAUAGACGCAGACUCGGAAGACGAAGAUGAAGACGGAGAGUUAAAUCCCUUGGAGUCAAAACCUAUGGAAAUUCCAAGCGACUGUUUCCCUCCAGGCACCCGAUUUGUUCAGGUCGCUGCUGGCGACAGUUGCAGUUUCGCGCUUACUGACACUGGUCUCGUUUACGGAUGGGGCACAUUCCGCGACUCGCAGGGCCACCAAGCUUUCAGGCGCGACGGUGGGAAGCUCGUUGAGAAACAAGCAAGACCUAUUCACAUCCAAGGCCUCCAAAACAUCACUCAGAUUGCUUGUGGCGUCAAUCACGCGUUAGCUCUUGAUAUUGCAGGCAAUAUCUGGGCCUGGGGCUGUAAUGAUCAAAACCAAUUCGGCCGUCAUCUUUAUGGAGCCUAUUCAGACCCUCUCACACCACGCCAAGUCCGAGUCUGUCGCAAUAAGGCUAAGUACAUUGCAUCUGGAGAGCAUCAUUCCUUUGCGGUUGAUCGAGACGAUAACGUAUGGGCUUGGGGUAUGAAUAGCUUCGGCGAAGCUGGACACACCAGAACUGCCGGCACCAACUCCGCUUUUAUAAACCCGACCAAGAUUCGCUACCUUUGUCAAAAGGAGGUCGUAGUCCUGGAUGGCGGCGCUCAUCACUCUGCGGCCGUUACCGCCAAAGGCCAAUGCUACGUAUGGGGCCGAAUAGAUGACGGGCAGCUCGGCAUCGCUUUCACUCCCGAGCAGUUACAUGAUUCAACGCUAAUCCGUUACGAUGACCGUAGCAAGCCACGUAUUUGCUUACGCCCUACCGCAAUCCCAAAUAUUCAAGACGUUGUCCAUGUUGCGUGUGGCACGGAUCAUACCAUCUUCAUCGACAGGGUCGGCAGUGCCUACUCCACAGGUUACGGCUUCCAGGGUCAGCUCGGCCUCAACUCGACCGAUGAUGUAAAGAUUGCGCAGCGCAUCACAGGGCGGAAUGUCAAGGACAGGCUGUUGACUUGGGCCGGAGCUGGCGGACAAUUCUCUGUUAUCGCUGGGCCUGCUAAGAUUAGUUGA